GAAAGCAUAGUGGCAGAGUAUUGCAACCACUUUGAUGAACAAAAGGAUCAAUGGAUGCGACUCCUUCGUAUAAGAUCCUGCACCAGGGAACUAACCUCAUCUGGGCCGAGCCAAAGGGAUAGACGCGCAGCGAUGCCACACAUCGUCUUUUCCAACAAACACUGCGUACCCGUUACAUAGUCGUAGGCCAACACCUCUGUGGGAACCUAUCUUCUUAUCGACUCAGUCUCUUCACGAUCGAGAUGGGCGAGUCAGAAGUCCUGGAGCUCUACCGCCUAACGGGUCCUUAGAAGGACAUCUUGGACCAUUGCUUCACCGACGCCCCCGCACCACAUGAGAUAUUACAGACGCAUCAAAAACGUCCGAUGCCGUCCAAACUACGCAAAAUACUCAAUGAGAUGCUCAUUCCAUCAGAAGAGUUGAAACAAGCGAUAUACCGGAGCAUCAGUCGCGCGUGGGACGAGUACGCAACAGGCGGCCAGAGCCCUGGCGCAUUCAUGCGAUCACCGACUGGAGCGCCUUACAAGAUAGUCUUCAUUGAAGGCAAAGGGCGCGGGGUCGAUGAGACUCGCGACAUCAAAGCUGGCGAGAUCAGUUUGCAGGAGUCACCCUUGCUGGUCAUGCCAUACCGCGAGUUUAUGCCUCCAAUCUUGCUCCUCUUGCCCAAAGGAGCCUUGGAAGCCAUCUUGCUCUUGUACAGCGCGCGACCUGAUGAAACGCCAUUCACGGAUGAUAGAGACCACACCCACCACCGGCCCUUAGAUACACUCGUCGAUUGCGUAAACUCUGAUGUGUUCGAUGACGAGGCUUCGUUUAGCAAAACUGGAAUGAUUCUCUUGACCGGAUCGAUGUUCAAUCAUGAAAGCCACCCGAAUGUCAGGAGGCAUUGGGACGAGCAGCUGGAGCAGGAAGUAUUCAAGACCUUCCGAGAUGUGAAGAAAGACGAGGAGUUGACGGUCCGUUACUCCGGCUCUGCAGAGGAUCUGAAGAAGUACGGUAUCUGAUACACAUAGCGACCGUUACAACACUGAGGAGACCGCAUCUGAUUACAUGGUUGCAAAAUACCAAUGUCGACGUGUGCCAUAAAUCACGUCCUUGGUGUGUAAGAAGAGCCGCAGUGCCGAGCGUUGAGAUGAGAAUCAGGGCAUGUUUAAUAAGUGGUAUCUAGAAACUCGAAAUACUAGUACUGCUACUCGUAUUUUUCGGCUUGUGGGGUCCAAACUGGUCCAUCUCCAUUUGCACAAGUGAUUGCUCAUCCUGAUCUGCAUGCCGUAUUUCGAAGGUCUUGGUGUAUGUGAUAGCGUUUGGGUCUCGCGCGCCGUUCGAGACGGCCG
Molecule: messenger RNA, 1334 nt
Organism: Alternaria rosae
Lineage: Eukaryota; Fungi; Ascomycota; Dothideomycetes; Pleosporales; Pleosporaceae
Exons: 1
Coding region: 366-1004 (212 amino acids)
Molecular function (GO): protein binding
Source: RefSeq, a predicted model, not a curated record